AUGCAAGAUAAACAUCAGCCCGAGCCCUUGGCUCACGAUGUUCCUGCCUCGAAGGGUAUUGAUGAUGUGGAAGGGGGUUCAGACGUUGAGAUAGCGGAUGAUAACAAUGACAUCGAGGCACGAGUGAUGCGGAAGGCGGAUGUUUGGCUUGUUGGAUUCUACUCGCUCGUUUACAUCUUCCGCGUUAUCGACUCUGCCAAUUAUUCGAACGCGGCAAUUAUUAACCUCGAAAAUGGUACUGGCAUCAAGAAACAACUAGGUCUUGACCCGACCCAGUGGGCAUGGACAUUAUCGAUAUUUUCUUACAGCUAUUUGAUAUUUGAGCCACCAAACACCCUUUUGCUCAAGACCUUCAAGCCCUCACGCUGGAUGUUUGUUCUGAUACUGGGGUGGGGCAUAUCCGCUUGCUCAUCUGCUGCUGUAAAGGACUUCAAAGGCAUGAUGUGUGCGCGUUUUGCGAUUGGACUAGCAGAGGCAGGGUUCUUCCCUUCAGUGUUGUAUCAUGUGAUGGCUUUUUGGUACAAACCCGAAGAACUACCUCAACGUAUUGCAAUAUUUUACUCUGUGGGGCAGUUGUCAAGCGCUCUAAGCGGCCUGCUUGCCUAUGCCAUAGGUUUCAUGGACGGGCUUCAAGGUCUUUCUGGCUGGAGAUGGUUGUUUCUGAUCGAGGGUUUGCCAGCUAUUGCCCUGGCAUUUGUCGCAUUAUUCUGGUUGCCAGACUAUCCUGAGACGACGAAGUUUUUGACUCAAACCGAACGCUCAUUCUUGAAAGACAGGCUAGCCAAGACAGCACCGACGGGACGCAAAGGUCACUGGGACUUUGCCUCCUUGAGGGUUCUUUUCAAAGACCGGUCAUUCUAUACAUUUUCAGUAUUUUGGAUUUGUCACGGCAUUGGUGGAUUUGGAGUGGGUUACGCACUCCCCACCGUUGUUUAUGAGCUGGGAUUUACAACUACCUCUAAGUCUCAAUUAAUGAAUGUCCCUCCAUAUGUGUCGGCCUUCUUGUUUCUUAAUACUGUAGGUUUUUUCCUCCAUAAGAAGAUUAUCAGGCCGUGGACAACGGCCGGAGCCAUUGAAUCAACUAUCGUCGUGUGCUACAUAAUUCUUGUGACGGUCUCCAAUGCAGUCGUCAAAUACGUCUGCCUGGUGAUAGCAGUUUCUUGUGCUGGUUCCGCUUAUCCGGUGAUUUGGCCGGAGCGUAUCCGAGCAAUCGAGGGUACGGUGGCUGCAGGCAUUGGAAUAGGCUGGACCAACGCGAUGGCACAGUUUGGCGGGAUUGUUGGGCCACAUGUGUAUAACACAGUAUUUGGGCCGACUUACAGGGUGUCGUAUACAAUCUGUCUCAGUUUCCUUAUAGUGGCAAUCACCGCCAUCUUGCUCUCAUGGUAUCUGGUCAAGAGAAAAGAUGCACGAAAUGGUCGGGUAACAGAUACCUAA
Messenger RNA from Neoarthrinium moseri, 1437 nucleotides. RefSeq lists its product as uncharacterized. The record is from RefSeq and is a predicted model, not a curated record. The transcript is spliced from 5 exons. Lineage: Eukaryota; Fungi; Ascomycota; Sordariomycetes; Amphisphaeriales; Apiosporaceae. Gene Ontology annotation, cellular component: membrane. Bases 1 to 1437 code for a protein of 478 amino acids. Gene Ontology annotation, biological process: transmembrane transport. Gene Ontology annotation, molecular function: transmembrane transporter activity.